This is a messenger RNA of Cokeromyces recurvatus, 859 nucleotides long. RefSeq names its product ribosomal protein L31e-domain-containing protein. Gene Ontology annotation, cellular component: ribosome; cytosolic large ribosomal subunit. Bases 88 to 492 code for a protein of 134 amino acids. The record is from RefSeq and is a predicted model, not a curated record. The transcript has a single exon. NCBI's taxonomy places the organism in Eukaryota, Fungi, Mucoromycota, Mucoromycetes, Mucorales, Mucoraceae. Gene Ontology annotation, molecular function: structural constituent of ribosome. Gene Ontology annotation, biological process: cytoplasmic translation.
CUACUAUUCAAGGUAAAUAGUUGCAUCCAUCCAUCCAUCUAAUUUAUCUAUUAAACUUACAUAAUUAUUUGUAAUAAUAAUAAUAAGAUGUCCAAGUCCACUCCUCAAAAGCGUUCUACCCUUGCUGAUGUUGUCACUCGUGAAUAUACCAUUCACUUACAUAAGCACGUCUUUGGUCGUUCUUUGAGAAAGCGUACUCCUCACGCUGUUAAGGCUGUCAAGGCCUUUGCUCAAAAGGCUAUGGGUACCAAGGAUGUUCGUCUUGAUCCCGCUUUGAACAAGGCUCUCUGGUCUCGUGGUGUCAAGCACAUUAACCAUCGUAUUCGUGUCCGUAUCGCUCGUAAGCGUAACGAUGAUGAAGAUGCUAAGGAAAAGCUUUACUCUUAUGUUACCUAUGUUCCUGUUGCUAGCUUCAAGGGUAAGUGUUAUAUACUAUAUAUAUUGAUAUAUAUAUAUUUGUAUACAUGUACAUAUAUACACAUAUAUAUAUAGAAAGGCGGUUGAGGAGAAAGGGUUUUUAGACUUUUUGCAAUCAAGUGAUCACUGCGAUUCCGCGUAAUUCAAUUAAAAAGAAUUGAGCAAUUUUUGUAAAUUGUCAAUCUUUUUUCUCUUUUUAAUUGAUUUUCCGGCCAGUUAGUUGAGCGCAUGAGGUUGGAGUGUAAACAUACCAAAAUUCAAGUUAUUUGUUAAAUAACAUUUUGGUUUCUCCUAUCUAUGAAGCGACAUUUUAUCUAACUCAAUUUCCUUUUUUUUCAUUUUAUUAGGUCUUAACACUGAAGUUGUUGAGGAUGAAAACUAAAAGAAAAAAAAUUAUAUGUAAUAUUAUUGAUAAUAAAGCAAACACUUUGGAAUUAAAGUU